Molecule: messenger RNA, 957 nt
Organism: Eremothecium sinecaudum
Lineage: Eukaryota; Fungi; Ascomycota; Saccharomycetes; Saccharomycetales; Saccharomycetaceae
Product: ribose-phosphate diphosphokinase
Exons: 1
Coding region: 1-957 (318 amino acids)
Biological process (GO): ribonucleoside monophosphate biosynthetic process; purine nucleotide biosynthetic process; 5-phosphoribose 1-diphosphate biosynthetic process
Cellular component (GO): ribose phosphate diphosphokinase complex; cytoplasm
Molecular function (GO): magnesium ion binding; ribose phosphate diphosphokinase activity
Source: RefSeq, a predicted model, not a curated record
AUGGGCUCAAAUAAUAUUAAACUCUUAGCGGGGAAUUCUCACCCAGAAUUGGCUGAAAAGGUGUCAGCAAAGCUUGGCGUAUCACUAUCGAAAAUUGGAGUGUAUCACUACUCGAAUAAAGAGACUUCUGUGACUAUUGGUGAGAACAUUAGGGAUGAAGACGUCUAUAUCCUCCAGACUGGUACUGGCGAACAGGAAAUCAACGAUUUUUUGAUGGAAUUGCUGAUUAUGAUCCAUGCGUGCCGUACAGCUUCAGCGAGAAAGAUUACAGCUGUGAUUCCAAACUUCCCUUAUGCUAGACAGGACAAAAAAGACCAGUCGCGUGCCCCUAUCACGGCGAAGUUGAUUGCGAAGAUGCUGGAGACAGCGGGGUGCAACCAUGUUAUAACCAUGGACCUGCAUGCUUCGCAAAUACAAGGAUUUUUCCAUAUUCCAGUGGACAAUUUGUAUGCCGAACCUAACAUUCUUCACUAUAUUAGGAAAGAAGUGGACUACCAGAACUGUAUGCUGGUUGCUCCCGACGCAGGCUCGGCAAAGCGGACUUCCACGCUUUCAGACAAGUUGAACUUGAACUUUGCUUUAAUCCAUAAGGAAAGACAAAAGGCAAAUGAAGUUUCUAGAAUGGUUUUGGUCGGAGAUGUAACAGGGAAGUCGUGUAUUAUUGUUGAUGAUAUGGCAGAUACUUGUGGUACUUUGUCCAAAGCGACGGAUACGUUGAUUGAAAACGGUGCCAAAGAAGUUAUUGCAAUUGUUACUCACGGAAUCUUUUCUGGCUCUGCAAGAACUGUCUUGAAGAACAGUAAACUUGCGAAGAUCGUAAGUACGAAUACAGUUCCAGUGGAUUUGAACUUAGACAUUUAUGAUCAAAUUGACAUUAGUGCUAUACUGGCCGAUGCUAUUAGAAGACUACAUAACGGUGAAAGUGUGUCAUACUUAUUCAAUCAUGAAGUAUUCUAA